AGGGUCUUACGCCGGUCGAGGAGAAGCUUAUCGCGUUAAACUCGUGCUGCAGCUUCAUCACCAAGUAUAGCAUUCCACAGGGACCCCGGCAAGGUGCGAGAUAACCGAGGCAUUCCAAGGGGCAUAUCACCAAUAAUGUGCAGGAGCUCGCAGCAAAAGUCCUGCCGCACCCGCUACUCAAGCUCAUGGAUGAUAUCCAUGUGUCAUGGCAGGGCCCGGAGAAACCAGCGCCAAGUGAUCUCUCGACAUUACUGUCGGUGCGGCGCCGUGUUGUUGAGAGGGCGCUGCGGUGGCUAAAGAGGCACAAUUCCCUAUACGCCAACGAGCGCGGGGCGCUCCACAUCCACGGACUCCUCAGGCUCCAGGGAAAUAUGCACAUCAGCUCCACCCUUGGAGAUGUUGCGGGGGAGGAUCAGGCGGAGUACCGGGAAAGUGUCAUCUGGUACGUUGGCAGCACCAACUGAAAAAAAAAAAAAAUCAAGACCGCAAAAAGGGGGCUCCUAUUUCAAAGUCAAUUAACAGCACCAAAAAAAAAAACCCAACAAUUGUAAUUUAUAUGCAAAUUGAUGGGCAGCCGUUUUCCCCUCGCCUUUUAUUAUCAGCGAAAGGAUCCGUGCUUUUUGGGCGUGUUAUACUGCUUUGGCAUAUUGCAAUUGAAUUGACCGAGUUUGUUUUGAUGUUUUUUGAUAUAGAGUUUGGGUGGGGAAAAGCAU
Messenger RNA from Gaeumannomyces tritici R3-111a-1, 713 nucleotides. RefSeq lists its product as hypothetical. The transcript has a single exon. The coding region runs from base 186 to 464 and encodes 92 amino acids. The record is from RefSeq and is a predicted model, not a curated record. Lineage: Eukaryota; Fungi; Ascomycota; Sordariomycetes; Magnaporthales; Magnaporthaceae.